AUAAAAUAUUUGCUGAAUCGAGAGUUUAUUUAAUAAAACUAUGACCUGCAUUCCUACUACUUAAAUUGGCACCAAUUAACUGACAAGCAAUAAUUAUUGGAAAAUAUUAGCUAAAUACUAAACUGCGUUUUAAUUUCUUUUGUAAACAACAUCAGAAUAGAAUACAUAACAAAAUAUAUUACAAUAAGCUUCAUUGUCUGUAACAUUACGGAGGAUGCGCUUUAUAAUGAUAACAGUAACAAUGACAUCAAAGUUAUAUCAAGCAAGAAUAUUUGUCUGACCCAAGGUGCAGAUUAUGUCUGCGGUAAGCGAGGGGUCGCAGCCGCUGUUGCGGCGCGUAAAGCAGGAGGCUGAGACCCCCACCUCCUACUCCUCGCCCGACCUCCACCGACCCAUGCCGAUGAUGCAGCCCUGCCUGGACUUGGAGCCCAAAGAGGAGAUGAAGUACACGGUGUCCCCGGGCGAGGCGAGCCUGGUGGGCAACGCGAGCCCCGAGCAGCAGCACUGCUCCUCCACCACGGUCGCAGCGGCCACCGGCAACAGGGAGGACGACGCCCAGCGCCGCCUGUGCCUCGUCUGCGGCGACGUGUCCUCGGGGUUCCACUACGGAGUCGCCAGCUGUGAGGCCUGCAAGGCCUUCUUCAAGCGCACCAUACAGGGCAACAUCGAGUACACUUGCCCGGCGGCGAACGAGUGCGAGAUCAACAAGCGGCGGCGGAAGGCGUGCCAGGCGUGCCGCUUCCGCAAGUGUCUGCGCAUGGGCAUGCUGCGGGAGGGCGUGCGCCUCGACCGCGUGCGCGGCGGCCGGCAGAAGUACCGCCGGGCGCCCGACGCGCCCCAGCCCACGCAGCCCAGACCGCACAUUGAUGAUAUCAAGGUAUUAGAAGCGCUAGCGUCGUACGAGCCAGAGAUGCUGACGUGCGGGACGCCGCCGGCAGGUGUGACAGACCCGUCGGCGCGGACGCUCGCGCUGCUAGCCGAUCUGUACGACAGAGAGCUGGUGGGAGUCAUCGGCUGGGCCAAACAGAUACCCGGCUUCACGGAUUUGGCGCUUAAUGAUCAGAUGCGGCUGCUGCAAAGCACGUGGGCGGAGAUGCUGAGCCUGAUGGUGGCGUACCGCAGCAUGUCGGCGACGGGCGCGCUGCGGCUGCGGUUCGCCGCCGACCUUGCGCUCGACGAGCAGCAGGCGAGGGACAUCGGCGCCCACGACCUGUUCCUACAGAUGGCGGGCGUGGUCCGGCGGCUGGAGCGGGCGUCGGCGCUGCGCGAGGAGUGCUUCCUGCUGAAGGCGCUGGCUCUCGCCAACUCGGAGGCGCGGCUGGACGAGCACGCCGCGUUGCGCCGCUUCCGCGACCACAUACUCGCCGCGCUCAACGACGCCGUGGCUGCACUUAGGCCGUACAACGCGAACGCGGCACUGCAACAGCUGCUGCUAGUGCUGCCGGCGCUGCGGCACGCGGACGUAGCGGUGCGCCGCUUCUGGUCGGGCGUGCACCGCGACCGCCGCGCCCCCAUGAACAAGCUCUUCGUCGAGAUGUUAGAGGCCUGCAUGCGGUAGACACACAUUACGCGAUGCGAUAUCGUAAGCGAUAUACAGAUGUGAUUAGAGAGAUAAAAUGACCGCAUUGAGUGUUUCAUUUUAGAUGCAAAACGGCCGCAUGGCAAAUGAAAUA
This is a messenger RNA of Aricia agestis (brown argus), 1673 nucleotides long. RefSeq names its product steroid hormone receptor ERR1-like (gene ERR). Gene Ontology annotation, molecular function: sequence-specific DNA binding; DNA-binding transcription factor activity; zinc ion binding. The record is from RefSeq and is a predicted model, not a curated record. The transcript has 9 exons. Lineage: Eukaryota; Metazoa; Arthropoda; Insecta; Lepidoptera; Lycaenidae. Gene Ontology annotation, biological process: regulation of DNA-templated transcription. Bases 296 to 1558 code for a protein of 420 amino acids.